AUGAAAUCUCAUAUGAACUAAAAGAAGGGAGUAAAUGCAUUGGACAAAGAAAGCAAGGAUAAAUUAAAUCAGAAUUAAAAUUAGCCACUCAAAAAAUAAUACAACUAGAAAUUGAUGAGGUCGAAAUCAAAUAACAACCCGAAUCAUCCUAAAUAAGCAGUCACUGUUGAUCUUUUCGAAAAUGGAGAGAAUAAGUAAAUUCAGGAAAAGAAUAUUAAAAAUGAAGUCAGUUUUUCUGGUUAGUCAGAGCGAUAAAGUUUACAAGGGUAAGAUAAAGGAGGUAAAGAUAAAAAAAUAAUCAAAGCAUAGCUAAAUUUGUCAAGUAAUAACCCAUUUAUUUUGGCUUCAGAAACAAAAAAUUAAAACAGCAGUAAGGAUUUGUAAAAUUAAAUGCUCAAUUCUCCAAUUAAAGAAGAUAAAAUCUAAAAAACUUAGGUAUUAAUAUCAUAACUUGAUGCUCUGUCAGUGUUAAGACGUUUCUAAUAGCAACAUUGGACAUCAUUUGGUUCUCAAAGUGGAGGUCUGGGAAUUGAGACAUAUCUUGCUGUGAAGCAUGUCCAUUUCAAAAAGUAUCGACUGAAUAUCUACUUCUUGCAAAAAGCAGCUCUAAGAAUUUAACACUGGUUUUUCAAAAGAUUGGCAUUAAAACAGUAAAAAUUCAAAGUGGGUAUACCAUUGCCAAAAAGGAUGAUAGAUGAAAUUCCUCUUACUAUUGAAGAGAAAAGAAUGGAGAGUUUAAAGAAGUAAGUAAAAGAAAAAGUUAGCGAGAAUGAGCAUUCUAAACAAGAGAAUAGUAGUAGCAAAUCUUUGAGAGCAUCCACAGAAUUCAAGAACAGAAGAUAUUAGAAUGAUAACUAUCAUAGCAACUAAUCUAAGAAUUCUCCUGAUAAAUUUAGGCAAAUGUUCUCAAUAACUGAGAAACCAAAAGAUAAUGAUGACUUUAGUGAAAAAUCCAUAAAGUUUGAUACUACAACUGCUGCUAUUCAAAAAGUAUUAGAGGAAAGAUCCAUGAGAAAACUUGAAAAGACAUUCUCAUAACCAUCUCAAAGAACUCCAAGAAAGUAUAGUAAUAGUGAUAAAUUUAAACUCUUGCAAUCUUAUGAAGAGAAAUCCUACUACAAACUUAUUCCAACAAAAGAACUAAAGGAAAGUCUGACAGAGUAAAAAGCAAAUGAAAUAUUCCAGAAUUACAACAGGGAGAGGGAUUACAUGUCAAGAAAUAGAAGUAAGAGUGGUGGAUCAAUGAAUAGAGAUUCAACAAUAAGUUUCUAAUCGCCAGAAAAGAUUCAGAGAAUUUUAGUUCAACAGAACUUAAAAGAUGAUAGUGGUAAAUCAAGCAAUCCAUUUUAGCAAUAAAAUGUAUAAUGGGAAACUCCAAGUUAACAAGAAAAGAAAGAAUUUCAAAAUGCGACUAAAAGUAAUGCUAUUUCGAGAUUUUAGAGCCCCCCAGAAGUUCUUGAAGAUGAGGGAAAUAGCAAAGUUCAAGAUGUUAAGCAACUUUCAAGCUAAAAGAAAAAUAUGAAUAAAUCACCAGUAAGAUAAUAAUAGGAUAAAAAGUAAAUUCAACAAUUGCAACCUGUAAUCCAAGAUCAAAAGUAGAUUUAAAGUGAAAUCAUGAAAGCUUAAUCGGAAAGUUUAAAUAAAAAAUAGACAAUGAGCUAAAGAAAUUAAAAUAUCAACGAUGGGGUCGGUUAAUCUUCUUAAGAUUCAAGAAUCAGUUAGAACAGUCCAAUAAAGCAAUCUUUGCCUAAUCAAUAGAGAAGAUAGUCAGUUCUUUAGUCAGGAUCCUAGACUAGGAAAAGCUAAAGUAACAUAAAAAGCUAUAUCCAAUCUAGGAUGAAUGAAUCAAGCCAGACUGGAAGAGAAUCUAAAAAUUCAAAUGCAAAUGAUGGGUAUGAUGUAGCAAUAAAAAAAGUAAAUGAAAUAAAGAAAAUUGAAAAGGACGAGCUUACUAAAAAGAGAUAAAGUGUUAAUAUCACUUCUAAUAGUUUCCUGUCUUAGUAUUCAAAGGAUAAAAAUGUAGAUAAAACCCCCCUUAAAAAUCAAAAGUUUGAGAACAAAAUUGAGGAACCUAUUCCUUAGAAAUAAACCAUUUUGUUUAAAAAGAUUGAUAAUCCAUUAUCUAAAUCAAUUGAUGCACCGAUUUCUUAAUCUUAGUUCCUUCAAAAUCAAUUGACCAGUUACACAGAAAUAAAGGAAAACAAAUUAUUACCUCAUAGUCGGCAAGAGAGUAAUGAAAUAAGACCAAGAUAAAAUCCACCAUAGCCAACACCUCUUGAUAAUGUCGAAGUAAUAAUUGAAAAACCAGCUGAAAUUGCUCAGUCAUAAGAUAAGAGAAGAAGCAAUAAUAAGUCAGUUGACAUGACGAGCAAUCAAAUUUAGAAUGUUCUUAAAAAUUAACCUCAGCAAAAGAAUCUAGAAUAAACUUUAAAACCUUUGAAUAGUAACAGAAGAUCAACAAUAUUUUAGCCUGCACUUUAAUCAGCAAGAUCAGAGAGAUAAAGUCUGGUUAAAGAUUUUAUGGAAGUUAAAAGAGCACUUGCUUCUCCCAGAUAAGAUCAUAAUAAAAUUCAGAUUAAAUAAGUUGAAUAAGCUAAAAAAGACCAUGUUCAAUCUUAGCCUAACAUUAAGCAAGUAUUCAAUCAAUAAGUCGCACCAAAAUCUUAAUUGCAGUAGUUAAGAGAAAAUAGAGAAGAGCUAUCUUAAGAUUAAAAAAUUAAUGAAUUUAAAGUCUUAAAAAUGUAGCAUCCAAAAAAUAAGGACAACAAGCACUCUCUUAAUAGUUCUUAAAAUAUAACUUUGAAUAAUACUUUAUAAUCGACUAACCAAAAAGAAUCUGUUCCUAAACCAGUGUCAAGAGAGUUCUCAUUCAAUGACUAGUUAUAGAGCUAGAAUUAGUCAAGUUAGCAAAGCUAAUAAAAGCCUUCAAAUCAGAUAAGCAAGCAACAAAAUUAGGUUAUUAAGAAGCCACAAUAGUAAAGCGUCAAACAAUAAAUUAGCCAUAAAAAAUCACCCUCAUAAGUAUCUGAUUCGCAACUUUCCUAAAUUUAGAAAGAAAAGGAUAAAAUUUCAAAAAUUGAAUCAAUUGCACCUAAAAGAGAGCAGUUGAAAUAACAAGCACUAACACAAAGAUAACCAGUAAAAUAAGCUAUCAGUAAUCAUCUUGCAGUACCUAAUUAGACUAAUUAAAGUACAGAUGAUGAUUAGGUAGUUAUACAAACCAACUCAAGCAAUGAAAGACCUAAACAUUCUCUUAAAAGCUACCUAAUCACAGUCGAAAAUACAAGUAAGUAAGAGAAUAGUGAAGAGAAGAUUAAGGAUUCAAGAGCAUAAACUGUAAAAGACAAUUUAAGAACUUCUUCGUUGAAGCAUGAAGCUCCUUCAGCAUCAGUCCAUCUCCAAAAGCCUCUAUUAGAUAAAAACAAUUUAGUAGUUGAUGGUAGGAUGUCAAGGAACAAUAGUUAACUUUCAAUUAGUAGCUCUAGUGCUGGUACUAGUCAAGGAUUGAAUACUAGUCUAUUGAUGAAUACAGAGUCUACAAUUCUCAAGAGAAGCAAUAAAUAUCAGAGUUCAAACUUAACAAACUCGUUAGUCACUAAAUCGAUAGCUCUUUAAAGAGUUCAAAGGCAAUCAUUAGAUCAGCCUAUAAGUAGAUUGAAACAAAAUGAGUUGUCUGGUGGAACUGGGGUGAUAAGCAAGGAUUAACUUUCCCAGAUUAAAAAAGAAAUCCUUAAUACCCAUGACGAGAUCAAAAGUGUGAUUUAGCCCAAGAAAAGACUAUGA
Messenger RNA from Stylonychia lemnae, 3783 nucleotides. NCBI's taxonomy places the organism in Eukaryota, Ciliophora, Spirotrichea, Sporadotrichida, Oxytrichidae. The record is from the annotation of a GenBank genome assembly.